Messenger RNA from Saimiri boliviensis boliviensis (Bolivian squirrel monkey), 2758 nucleotides. It is a transcript of the gene CLEC1A, whose product is annotated as C-type lectin domain family 1 member A. Lineage: Eukaryota; Metazoa; Chordata; Mammalia; Primates; Cebidae. Gene Ontology annotation, molecular function: transmembrane signaling receptor activity. The record is from RefSeq and is a predicted model, not a curated record. Gene Ontology annotation, cellular component: plasma membrane. Gene Ontology annotation, biological process: signal transduction.
GCAGUCAGAGACUUCCCCUGCUACUUGCCCGGAAAGAACAUUAGGAAUGCCUUUCAGUGCCUUGCUUCCUGAACUAGCUCACAGUAGCCAGGGGGCCUGGGGCAAUCCGACCAUAUUUCACUCUCACCGCUGCGGGAAUCCAGAUGCAGGCCAAGUACAGCAGCACGAGGGACAUGCUGGAUGAUGAUGAGGACACCACCAUGAGCCUGUAUUCUCAAGUCUCUGCCACAACCCGGCGGCCGGAGCCCCGGUGCACAGGACACAGGGCUCCCUCUUCAGCAUGGCGACCAGUGGCCCUGAUCCUGCUGACUUUGUGCUUGGUGCUGCUGAUAGGACUGGCAGCCUUGGGGCUUUUGUUUUUUCAGUACUACCAGCUCUCCAAUACUCAUCAAGCCACCGUUUCUCAUAUGGAAGAAAGACUCAGAAAUAUCUCCCAACAGUUUCAGUCUCUUCAAGUCCAGAACACGAAGCUUGUAGAAAGCCUGCAGCAUGUGGCUGAAAAACUCUGUCGUGAGCUCUAUAACAAAGCUGGAGCACACAGGUGCAACCCUUGUCCAGAACAAUGGAAGUGGCAUGGAGACAAUUGCUACCAGUUUUAUAAAGACAGCAAAAAUUGGGAGGACUGUAAAUAUUUCUGCCUUAGUCAGAACUCUACCAUGCUGAAGAUAGACACAAAAGAAGAGCUGGAGUUUGCCAUGUCUCAGAGCUACUCUGAGUUUUUCUACUUUUAUUGGAUAGGGCUAUUCCGCCCUGGUGGUGGCAAGGUCUGGCUGUGGAUGGAUGGAACCCCUUACACUUCUGAACUGUUCCAUGUUAUGAUAGAUGUCACCAGCCCAAGAAGCAGAGACUGUGUGGCCAUCCUUAAUAGGAUGAUCUUCUCAAAGGACUGCCAAGAACUGAAGCGGUGUGUGUGUGAGAGGAGGGCAGCGAGGGUGAAGCCAGAGAGCCUCCGUUUCCUCCCUGAAACAUCAGGUGAAGGUGACUGACUCCCUCGCCGCAACUACAGACAGCAGAGUGAGCCAGCCAGUGCCAAUGCAAGGGCUCCUUGAGACGUGGGGAAAUGGAACAGAAUCAGGCAGGACUAUUUCUCUGACUAGUACUAGUUGGGCUCUCGUGUUUCCUGCUCAGGAUCACCAGCAUUUCCGAGCUUGGGUCUGUGCCCAUAUUUUAACAGUCACAAGAAGUCUUAUGUACAUACCACCAACAAUCGCAGAAACCCAUAAUGUCAUCUACCUUCUUGGCUUAGAGAUAACUUUGAGCUUGCUUUCUUCUCAACAUCGAAUAUCACCUCGUUUCCACGUCUUCCUUAUACUUAGAGGAGUGAGAAACUUUUUGAAGUAGAGGAAAUACACGGAAGUAACAUCCUUUUUCCCGACAGUCAAGUUGUCCAUGAGAAAUUAGCAGUCACUCCCCAGAUUGUACCACCAAAUACACAAGAAAUUCUUCAUGUUUGUUUCAGUUCAUGCUAGUCCCUUCUUAAUCUCUCAGUAAAGACCCCAUCUGCUUUCUCUAUGGCCUGGUUCGGAACAGGAGUCUCUUGUUAUGAGAAUGUCAGUGUCUUAUAAACAUUCCUCCCUGUGUUCAUUAAGACCCUGACAAUUGUCUAUCUUCCAUAUGAAUUUCUCCGAGGAAAGAAAUUUAUCCCCUUAUUUCCAUACCAGGAUUACUGUCCGCAAUAUUCCCUUCAAAGAGAUUAAAGACUAGAAAAAAGUCAGUCUCUUCAUCUGCACCUGUAAUACUUUGAUUUCAGUUCCUCUUUUCUUCCGUUGACCCGUAUUUAUACCUUUGAGGUACUGAAGAUUUAAUAAUAAUAAAUGUAAAUACUGUGAAGUGUGUGUGAUUUCACAAUGGACUUAAUGAUUUGUGGGAAAAUUCAGCAUGAAAAUGCUUUUCAAAAUAUGAUAGCAAUCAUUAUUUUGAUUGGACGCCUUACUGAGAGUUUUUGAGGACUCUACAAGAGUAUUGAUUACGUGAUUAUUUGGGGAAAUAAGCCAUCUUCGAAAUGCAUGUUGUCUUCAAGAGAACAGUUUUAACACUUUCCUAAAAUGAAAUCUUUUGAGGAGGGCUUAUGGCAUUAACACAUGGUUGAUGAGUAAGCUGAGCUGCAUUAGUGCACGUGAUUUCCAAUCAGGUCAUGGGACAUGAACAGAGACAGUGACAUCUUUGUAGCUACUCCUUUGUGAGGCAUUUCUUUUUUGAGAUGACUCCAUGCACAAACGCAACAGGGAUCAUUGUGAGAGACACCAUUGCAACCACCAAGUUUACUGGUUUAUUUAUAAAUCAAUUUUGGGGGUUUAAUGCUAGAAAAGAUAGCAUUAUAGAUCUUUGUUUUUCAACAGUGGAAAUUGAAGUACUUCAGUUGUGUUUUUCAUAAACAUCUAUCUCAUGGUAAAAUGACAGACAGGAGCAAUCAUAUGAUAGAAAGGACACGCUGGUGCUCAUUUUCAUAAACUUCCUUUUGUAUGAUUGUCACUUAGCAAAGACUAUUGCAAAUUCUUCCUUGAACACUUUCCUUUCAAUUUUCUGUUGAUUUCCUUAAAAUUUUCUUUAGUGUUGAGCACGUUCUGUUGAUACAUUAUGUCAUGCAAAGAAAACUGUAUUUUUGGUCAGAAAGUGAAGAUUUUAGAGUUCUUAUUCUGAUUUACUUAUUAGGCAAGUCACUUUACUUCAUGAAGUCUAUUUCACUGCAUAUGAAGUAGAAACAGUUAUAACUUCCUCUUAAUGUUACUGUUAGCUGAAAUGAGGUAAAUGUGAAAUC